Somion occarium is the source of this 1198-nucleotide messenger RNA. The record is from the annotation of a GenBank genome assembly. NCBI's taxonomy places the organism in Eukaryota, Fungi, Basidiomycota, Agaricomycetes, Polyporales, Cerrenaceae.
AUAGCCUGAUCGAUCAUUUUGAUGGUACGCGUUCCUCAUCUUCUUGAACGUUCACCGCAACAUCCUGCUCAUUGUCUUUGACAGCAUUUCGAACAUUGGCUUUAUUUGCGCACGGAUCGCAUAUUGAGAAUAUGACUGGACCUCCAACUCCUCCUCCAUCGUCUGCUUUGGAGAUCCAAGAUGCUCAGCGCGAAGCCUCUGUGCCUCCACCUGCUGCUGCACAGUCCGAAACAACGGCCGCUGAACCUGCAGACCACGCUCAAAACGAAGAGCCUAUCGCUGUCGAACCAACGGUCCAGCCCGAUUCAACUCCUGAGGUUGCAACCCAAUCUUUGAAUGUCUAUCAGCUUUUGUUCCCGACUCUUGCAGAUCUAGCUUCGAAGGGUAGCUAUCGUGAGCUUGUAGACGUCGCAGAACGAGCCGAUUGGAAUGUGUGCCUGCUAAUUUUAUGUCUUGUUUGUCUAAACACUCUUAUCAUAUUUACACAGGCUGAAGGCGACCAUCAUCCCUCUCGCCUGCUCAUUAUUGCACCUUUAGUUCUUGGAUACCUGAUCCUUGAUGACCUCCCUCCGGCGCGUUUCGCAUUGUCGAGGCUGCCACGAUCGCUGGAAUCCCAACCAAUCUCUCACGCUCUAUUCAACCUCCUCGCCUCGACGUCAGAGCGACGCUACGAAAAGAUAUAUGUACGAGCGGAACAAGUUGUUCUGGCUGCUCAGGCCUUCCAAAUUCCAGGGUAUGAACUCACGGCCGUAAUCGGAGCUCUGACCACGAAUUUUGUCGAUACAUUCAGAAGGAAGACAUUUGCACUUCUGUCAAAAGCCUAUUCUUCGCUUCCAUUAAGCGUCGUCCAGACGUAUCUCGGUUUCACUGCCGAGCAGGCCAUUUCUGUUGCAACCGAAUUCAACUGGUCUUAUGAUGCUCAAACCCAGAUCUUCGCUCCUUCCGCUUCUGGAAGCACACCGGUCGUUACCAAUGGCUUUAGAUCUGGGCCUUCCUCUCUGGCUACCUUCGGCUCUCUUGCUAGUGGAUUGAUUCUGGAUACGGAUUAGAGAACGGAGGUGGUUCUAUGUUGACCUGCGGAAUAUAAUGUUGUACUUCAGCCUUUGCAGUUGUAGCGAUAUCCUUCUCUAUAAGAUUGCUCUCCUGGAAUAUAAGAGAUGUGUGUAUAUUUUUCAAAUUCCCAUCGCGCUUCUCGGUG